AUGUCUGCGCUCACCGCAUCUUCGCUUUUCACGUCGUCUGCUCUUCGCGAGUCGAAAACGACGACGACGUCGUCGACGAGUAAUAAAAAUAAGAAUAAAAAGAAUUCCUCUUCUUUCGUCGUUUGUCGCUCGCAAAAACAACAACAACAAAAGACGUCGGCAUCAUCAGAAAAAAGUAUUUCGCUUCUCGCGCCAUCUUCUUCAAAGAACGAAUGCAUUCAGCAGAUCGCGGCCAAGUCAAAAGCGCCGCCACCGCCGGCCGCGACUGGACCGACUCCGACGCAAAUUGCCGCUGGUGUUUUCGCCGCUGCGGCUAUCGGCGUGACUGCCCGCAAAGCGAUGAAGAAGAAAGCGAAGAAAAUCGUCAUCGCUGGCGCUCCAGCCUCGGGGAAAGGGACUCAGUGCGAAUUGAUCGUUAAGAAAUUUGGAAUCACGCACAUUUCCGCCGGUGACUUGCUCAGAGCUGCCGUUGCACAAGGCACGGACGAUGGUUUGAAAGCGAAAGAGUUUAUGGACAGAGGUGAUUUGGUCCCAGAUGAGGUCGUCGUGAAUAUGGUGAAAUCUCGAUUGAACGAACCGGAUUGCGCCGGCGGCUGGCUUCUCGAUGGUUACCCGAGAUCCGCGUCUCAAGCUGAGGCGUUGAGUUCGUACGGUAUCGAACCAGAUUUGUUUUUGCUCCUCGACGUGCCGGACGAAGAGUUGCUCGAACGCGUCGUCGGUAGAAGAUUGGACCCGGUGACUGGACAAAUUUAUCACUUGAAGUUUUUCCCGCCGCCUGAUGAGACUGUAGCGAAGCGUCUCACGCAGCGAUCAGACGAUACGGAAGAAAAGGCUCAAAACCGAUUGAAGGUGCAUCACGCCAAUGUCAACGCGGUGCUCUCCAAGUACAAGAACAUCAUGAAAACUAUUGACGGGAACCGCCAAAAAACGACGGUGUUCAAAGAAAUCGAGGGCUUGAUUAAAUCUAUGUAA
Messenger RNA from Bathycoccus prasinos, 972 nucleotides. Its product is annotated as adenylate kinase. The transcript has a single exon. Lineage: Eukaryota; Viridiplantae; Chlorophyta; Mamiellophyceae; Mamiellales; Bathycoccaceae. The record is from RefSeq and is a predicted model, not a curated record. Bases 1 to 972 code for a protein of 323 amino acids. Gene Ontology annotation, cellular component: cytoplasm. Gene Ontology annotation, molecular function: AMP kinase activity; nucleoside diphosphate kinase activity; ATP binding. Gene Ontology annotation, biological process: nucleoside triphosphate biosynthetic process.